GCACUCAACACCGGCACAGAACUCCGUUAGCAGGGAAGAGUGAGGUAGUUGGAGAGAGAGAGAGAGAGAGAGAGAGAGAGAGGUUUGGAGAGAUAAAGUGCAGAUGAAGAGAGAAAAGUUUGGAUGAGAAGGAAAAAAACAAGUAAGAAACAAAUACUAAACAAGUUGAAGAGGAGAAAGAGAAGAAAAAUAAAAAGAGAGAGAAGAAGAAGAGUGAGCUAAGGAUGGGCUCCCCAGUGCGCUGUACUGCUGCUGUAGUCGUCUCACUACUGGGUCUCCUCUACUAUAGUCCCCCUGUAUUGGGCCAGGAGCUACAGGAGAGGGACGCUCUGUGCAACGAGGACGGCUGCUUCGUAGUCUACUUUCAGCGCAAGACCUUCCUGGACUCCUGGAGGAGUUGCAAGGAGAAGGGAGGCAAUCUGGCCACAGUCAAACUCCAGGAGGAGGCUGACACGAUCGCUGCUCUCUUCUCCAGUGUGGAGCUACGGAGCCCCAGAACCAUGGUCCGGGUGUGGAUCGGUCUCCAGAGACAGCCUCGUCAGUGUACCGCCUCUCGCCCUCUCCGUGGGUUCACCUGGACUACGGGUGACCAGGAUACCCAGUACACCAACUGGCUCAGGGACGACUCGCCCAGCACCUGUUCGGCCCCGCGCUGUGUGGUUAUGACCUAUGGCACAGCCGCCCACGAGCAGCAUGAUAAUUUUAAAUGGCUGGACGGCUCGUGUUCGGUGCCAGUGGAUGGCUACCUGUGCCGCUACACCUACAAGGGCAUGUGCCCGGCGGUUUGGAGAGAGGGGGGCGGCAACGCCCUCUAUAGUACCCCCUUCAGCCUCCUCAGUAGCCUCCUUACCCACGUGCCCUUUGGAUCUGUAGCCACGAUGCCCUGCCCGGGGCGCACCGAGGAGGAGCAGUCAGUGUUGUGUAUGCUGAGGGAGGAUGGCACUGUGGGGUGGUCCAGGGAGAUGCCCCUCUGCACCGACACCACAGAGAAGAGCUGGUGUGAUCGGGACAAUGGAGGGUGCGAGCAUUUCUGCCGGGAGGCCGGGGAACACUACUACUGUGAGUGCUCGGACGGCUUCCAGCUCGGUGACAAUGGGCAGACAUGUGGCGCUGUCGACCCGUGCCACAGUGCCCCCUGCGAGUUCGAAUGCCUUCCCCUGUCGGACGGCUACCGCUGCGCCUGCCCCGAAGGCUACAUGCUGGCCCCGGAUGAGCGUGGCUGCCUGGAUGUAGAUGAGUGCCUGCAGAGCCCCUGCGAGCAGCUGUGCGUCAACGCCCCGGGGACCUUCGAGUGCCGCUGCCGUGAGGGCUACCGGCCGGACGAGGAGGGCGAGUGUGAGGAUGUGGACGAGUGCAUGGAGGACCCAUGCGAGCACGCCUGCGAGAACACGCCUGGCUCCCACGUCUGCCACUGCCACCUGGGCUUCUCCCCCCUGCCCGAGGACCCCUCCCACUGCCAGGACACCGACGAGUGUCAGAUCCCUGGGACAUGUCAGCAGAUGUGUGUGAACUACGAGGGGGGCUUCGAGUGUUACUGCGAGGUGGGCUACGAGCUACUCUCUGACCACUUCUCAUGCAGGAAGAUAGGGGAGGGUGAGGACUCAACUACCGCAGCCACGCCCUCUUACCCCUGGGUCACCCGCCAACCCGGCCCCAAGUGGGACCCCCAGGAACCCGUGUACCACUGGAUCCCCCAGCAGGCCAACACCGACUGGCCCCCGGAGGAGGAAGAGUCCCUGGACUGGCUCACAGACCCUCCCAGGCUGGAGAGUGACAUUAUCUGGGUCACCAGCGCACCCCAGGAGGAGCCAGUCCUAAACCACAACCCAUUCCUGGUCCCCCCCACGGAAGAGCCAGAGGAGGAGGAGGAAGAAGAGGAGGAGUAUACACCCGGCUGGGACAUCAUGAAUUGGAAUGCCCCAGCCAAGGUCCAGCCAGAGUUGGAACCCACGCCCAGUCUCUCUCCCAGCCCCACAUCCGACACAUCCCCCACCCCAACUCCCACACCUGACUGGUAUGAGGAGGAGGAGGAUGACGAAACCACUACCAGUCCCUCAGUCCUCCCCACCUCCACAAUCUCGGGAGGGGCAUGGAACUGGUUCUGGAUCAGUUCCACCACCUCCAGCCAGGAAGAAGGACUUACCAUGUGGCAGGAGCCAAUCACUGACCAGUACGUCCCCGCAUCCAACUAUGAUGAAGCUGAGGAGAAUGAGGAAGAGGGGGGAAUUGACGAUGAAUGGGUGAUAUCCCCCCCAGAGAUGGGCCAGGGUGAGAACCAGAAACAGCACACCCCCUCCCUGCCUCCUCCCCUGGCUCCCCAAACUCCCCUCACCCCCGACCAGGGCGUUAAAGAGGUGGAGGUGGAGGUGGAGGAUGAGAGGGGGCCGCCCCAGGAGGACGAGGUGGAGGGGGAUGAGAGGGGGCCGCCCCAGGAGGACGAGGUGGAGUGGGAGGAUGAGAGAGGGCCGCCCCAGGAGGACGAGGUGGAGGGGAAGGAUGAGAGGGGGCCGCCCCAGGAGGACGAGGUGGAGGGGAAGGAUGAGAGGGGGCCGCCCCAGGAGGACGAGGUGGAGGGGGAGGAUGAGAGAGGGCCGACCCAGGAGGAUGAGGAGGACGAGGUGGAGGGGGAGGAUGAGAGGGGGCCGCCCCAGGAGGACGAGGUGGAGGGGGAGGAUGAGAGGGGGCCGCCCCAGGAGGACGAGGUGGAGGGGGAGGAUGAGAGGGGGCCGCCCCAGGAGGAUGAGAGCAGCCAGAAGCAGGAUGGUGUCAACUGGCUGCUGGUAGGCCUCCUGGUGCCACUCUGCAUCUUCAUCGUGGUGAUGGUGGCACUGGGCAUCAUCUACUGCACCCGCUGCGCCGUCACGCCACGCAACAAGUCCGCCACCGACUGCUACCAUUGGAUCUCCGGGGCACACGACAAGCAGGGCGCGCCCAAUCCCAGCAAGGGGAUGCAGUCACAUGUUUAAACAGACGAAUGAGGAAAGACUUGUACAUAAAUAAACAGUUUUAUAAAUAAGAGGAUAGGAAAUGAAGAAGGUGAGAGAGGACUUGGGUGGUUAUUUUACUGUUUAUUGCCUCCUCCCAUCAUCACUCUGUUGCCGUACUGUCACUCUGUGAACACUUGGAUGUUUCUGUGGAAUAUCGGUUGAAAGAGAAGAAACAGGAAGCAAUACUAAAAGAACACUGAUCCUUUUCUUGGGGUGCUUUGACAUGUGGUAGAAAAAAACAUAUUAUUGUUGCUUACACUGAUCUCACGGCACAAGGUAUGUGAUCACUAUAUGAUUGCACUAUAGGGUCAUAAUAGAAACCAUCCAUUGGGAUUGUUGUUGAAUACGUCAUCUGGUUAUAUUUACAGAUGCUGUGGGAAUAUACUGUUAAUAUAUCACCAGUGCCACCUGAAAGCCAAAGCCAAAGACCUAUACUGUAGCUAAUAGCAUUUUUGUAGUCAAUGAAAUCUGGGUGUCUGCAUCUUUCAAACAAACGCUCAGGUUUUAAUGCCCAAUUGAGCUCAUUUCCCAAAGUGUGGCAUCACAAAUGACUAUUUUUGUCAACUUCGUUAAAGAAGCAGUUUUUUAUUUACCUCAGAAGUUGGUGAAUGAAGGCGGUUGUGUUUCACGCCCCUUUGCAGGACAACAGGCAUUUCGGCAGUUGGACCAAACUAUGCAAGCAUGACUGUCAUGACGCUGUUGACGGUCAUGACCCUGUUGACUGUCAUGACCCUGUUGACGGUCAUGACCCUGUUGACGGUCAUGACGCUGUUGACGGUCAUGACGCUGUUGAGAAAAAGCAAUCACUUGGAUAUGACUUUUAUGCUUGUGCUUUUUUAAGUACCCGAACAAAUCAAUUCACACCGCAGACCAAAUUUUGUUUUAUACAGUACGCGUGUAUAUAUGUGUUUGAUUGACUGUUUUUGUAUAUGUACUGUAUAGUUUGUAGCAAUGACGUUUCCAUAAAAUGUAUUAGUGUCAUGAUUCCUGAUUGAAUGAAGUGCCUUUUGUUACAUGUAGAACUCUUGGUAAUGCCAUGGAAUGUCUGUCUGUCUGAGGGGAUGGUUCCUUCCAUUCAACUUCAAUUGAACUAACUCUCCUAGUCCUCUCACCCAUAUUCCUCAUGUAGGUUAGAGUGCAGAUGUAAGAUGUGUUUGUAUUACAGACUGCCUGGACUGUAAUGGGGGUCACAGGCUACCGAUUGACUUCACCAUUGGCCUUGUUAGUGGACUUGUGAUCUUUCAAUCGCUCCCCAGUCCCAUGUCACAUAACUCUUUAGCACGUUCCACUCCCUCUUGUCACAGGCCUGCCCUUAACAUUCUAUGGACUUUAUUAAUAGCCAUGAUGGAACAGUACCAACAUUUAGGGUUUGAAGUCAAUGCACCUUCUAGCAACCUUUGACAGUAACUGCAGUCCCCAUUCAAAGGAUGGCUUGCACUCGUAAAUGACAGACAAUAAACAAUGACAGACAAUGAAAUCAAUCUAAGAUGUGCCUUCUGAUCUAAGGACUGUGAAAUGCUUUUUCAUUUUUGUUACCCAUUACGUUUUAAGUAAUUGCUAAUUAAAAUGUUACGAUAAGGGUU
Molecule: messenger RNA, 4570 nt
Organism: Coregonus clupeaformis (lake whitefish)
Lineage: Eukaryota; Metazoa; Chordata; Actinopteri; Salmoniformes; Salmonidae
Product: complement component C1q receptor
Exons: 2
Coding region: 225-2966 (913 amino acids)
Biological process (GO): cell migration
Cellular component (GO): extracellular matrix; external side of plasma membrane
Molecular function (GO): extracellular matrix binding; calcium ion binding; extracellular matrix protein binding
Source: RefSeq, a predicted model, not a curated record